UGUCGCUGUCGGUCACUCCUGUGACGUCCUUCCUGUCUCACCGUGUCAACACGUGUACGGUGUACAGUUUUAGCGCUGACGGGGAGAAACCAGCAGCUAAACUUCAGCUUUUUUAAGAAACCUUCCUGUGGUUUCUCUUUAUUUUUUAAUCCGGGGAAGGCUUUGCCUGAUAAACCGUCAAAAUGGUGAAGCCUAAGUUCAAGGGGAAAAGCUCCAUAAACCCGUCGUCGUCCAGCAGCAACCCUGAUCGACCCAAAGGUGCUGGUGGGAACAACAUGAGGGACCGAGCCACUAUUAAGCGUCUGAAUAUGUACAGACAAAAGCAGAGAUGUAAUGACCGUGGAAAAGUCAUCAAACCUUUGCAGUUCCAGUCCACGGUGGCUCCGGGUACUGUCGCCAGAGUUGAACCAAACAUCAAGUGGUUUGCAAACACCCGUGUGAUCAAGCAGUCCUCCCUUCAGAAGUUCCAAGAGGAGAUGGGAGCAGUACAGAAGGAUCCGUAUCGUGUGGUGAUGAGACAAAGCAAACUCCCAAUGUCCCUCUUGCAUGAUAGAGUCAAAGCCCAUAACUCCAAGGUGCACAUUCUAGACACGGAGGGUUUUGAGACCACAUUUGGGCCCAAGGCUCAGAGGAAGAGGCCCAGUCUCAUGGUGGGGGAUGUAAAGGACCUCCUAGAACAAGCCGAGGCCUCAUCCCAGAGCUACGAUGCAGACAAAGACAAAGACCUGGUGACUGAAGACACAGGGGUCCGGGAGGAAGUCCGUGAGGAAAUCUUCAAAAAGGGUCAGUCCAAGAGGAUCUGGGGAGAACUGUACAAGGUGAUCGACUCAUCUGACGUCGUCAUCCAAGUGCUGGAUGCCCGCGAUCCCAUGGGAACACGAUCGAAGAGCAUAGAGGCAUACAUGAAGAAGGAGAAAUCCUGGAAACAUCUGAUCUUUGUUCUAAACAAAUGUGACCUCAUUCCAACCUGGGUCACGAAACGGUGGGUAGCUGUUUUGUCUCAGGAGUACCCCACUCUGGCGUUCCAUGCCAGCCUCACCAACUCGUUUGGUAAGGGCUCCCUCAUCCAACUACUCAGGCAGUUUGGCAAGCUCCACACAGACAAGAAACAGAUAAGUGUGGGUUUCAUUGGCUACCCUAAUGUGGGAAAGAGCUCAGUCAUCAACACACUGCGGUCUAAGAAGGUCUGCAAUGUGGCACCCCUUGCCGGAGAAACAAAGGUGUGGCAGUACAUCACUUUGAUGAGGCGUAUCUUCCUCAUUGACUGUCCCGGUGUUGUCUACCCUUCAGAAGACAGUGAAUCUGAUAUUGUCUUAAAGGGAGUGGUUCAAGUAGAGAAGAUCAGGAACCCAGAGGAGCACAUUGGGGCAGUACUGGAGCGGGCCAAGCCAGAAUAUAUUCAGAAAACCUACCGCAUCCCCACUUGGAACUCUGCUGAAGACUUUCUUGAGAAGCUGGCAUUUCGCACUGGGAAACUUCUGAAGGGUGGUGAACCAGAUCUCUCCACAGUCUCUAAAAUGGUGUUGAAUGACUGGCAGAGAGGACGCAUCCCCUUCUUUGUAAAACCCCCUGGACCUGAAGGGGAUCAAGAGGAGAAGCAGCCAUCGGCAGUUGAAGGACCUUCAGAGGUGGUGGAGAACGCGCAGGAGGAACAGGCAGACAAUCCGGAUGCCAUCUCAGAGGAACAGCAGCAGAGAAAGAAGGAGCAGGUCCAGAAGAUUCUGGCUAAUGUGCGACAGAACUUUGGCAAGAUCUAUGUGGCACCUGAGUUCAAUGAGGAAGACUUGGUUCCUGUGGAGAUGCCUGACCUAGACAUGUCUGACUUCUCGGGCUCCGAUGGCGAGGAAGAGAGCGAAGAAGAGGAAGGUGGAGAGGGCGGAGAGGAAGACGGGACCAGUGUUGAACCAGCCGAUGGAGAAACUGAGGAAUCUGAACCCAUGACUGCACAGACUGGCAAGGCAAACAACAGCAAGAGUUCGCGCGAGGUGAUUCGUGAGCUGGAUGAGAAGAUCUCCAAGUACAAGCAGUUCCUAGACCGGGCCAAAUCCAAACGCUUCUCUGCAAUCCGGAUACCCAAGGCGCUUUCUGACAAAGCACUCACAGACAUCAAGACUAAACAAGCGGCAGCAGCAGCGGCUAAGCAAGCACAGAAAAAAGCUGCAAACCAGAGGGGCAAGAAGAGGAAAACUGAGGAGGACGAGUCCACACAGGCGAGCAGACUGACGUCUAAACAGAGAAGAGCCAUGGACCGUGCUCAGAAGGCGAAGAAAGUUGGUGUACGCUAUUACGAAACGCACAAUGUGAAAAACAAGAACAAGAACAGAAAGACCCCAGCAUCAGCUACAGAAGGCCACAGGGCCAAACGAUCAAAGCACUAGUCUGCAGCUGUAAAGCAUAACACAUAUAAUAAAACUUAAUUUAAAAUAGGCAAAAGGGUUUUAUUGGAUAAGUGGAGUCGACAAAAAAAGGUGGAAUGCUAAAGAAGUGUUAAAUGGUUUGUUGAGUGGCCACUUGAUGCCUUAUCUUGACCAUGCCUUAUCAACCCAGAACUGUUUUUGAAUGACAUUUCAUUCAUCAUUUACAGGUGUAAUGCUCUCUUGAUGUUCAAGAGAAAUGUACAGUAAUUGUUCAAACUGUACUUGUCAUGCUGUUAAACAAUAAAAAAAAACAUUUGCUAAUUACAGCCUUA
Larimichthys crocea (large yellow croaker) is the source of this 2689-nucleotide messenger RNA. RefSeq names its product G protein nucleolar 2 (gene gnl2). Gene Ontology annotation, cellular component: nucleolus. The coding region runs from base 183 to 2378 and encodes 731 amino acids. NCBI's taxonomy places the organism in Eukaryota, Metazoa, Chordata, Actinopteri, Sciaenidae. The transcript is spliced from 16 exons. The record is from RefSeq and is a predicted model, not a curated record. Gene Ontology annotation, molecular function: GTP binding.